UGGCGCAAAUAGUAUUUGAAGAAACUUUACUUACGAUGAUGCUUCUACUGUUGUUCUUUGCCACGCAAUCUCUGGUUUUUGCACUCGACUAUAAAAAACCAGUGGAAUUUGCGUGUGUUCAUGACCAAAGUCAGACAAAAUUCAAUAAUUUUGCAAUUGGCUUGAAAACUGCUACCAAAAAGGCAAUCGAUGGAAUGGUUGGCAAUCGCAAGAGAAUUAAUCUACAUUUUUUGGGAUAUGAAAAUGAGCUACAAAAUUCUAGUGUUUCGAAUUUCCAAGCGGCAAAAGAAUUUAUGAAAUCAUCAAAUGUGGCCGUGUGUUUGGUUCAAUAUGCAUAUCGUUCCGGCGAUCAUUUGGAUGACCCAAAUUGGUACCAAAAUUUAAUUAAAGAAAGAUCGAGUUUUGUGGCUGAUGUUGCGCUCGAUUUUAUUGUUACUAUUAAUCGCAUCAAGAAAGUGAGCCUGGACAAUGUGUUUCUAAGUGGAUUUUGUCUUGGAUGCAAUGUAGCUGCCAUGGUUGGAGAGAAGGUCAAAGAUCGUUUCUUUGGAAAGCCAAUUUCAAAGGUCGGCGUACUCACAGCAAUCGAUCCACCACGCGCCGGUUUUUCGGAACGAGGCGCAAAUCGUGUUAACAAAUUGAAUGCUGCAUUUGUAAUUGGAAUUCACACGUCAACCCAAAGUUAUACUGAAUCUUUUGGUCACGUUGACAUCUAUGUGAAUGAUCGGGAACAGUUCUCGCCUGGAUGUAAAGAUCAAUCAGCUUGCAGCCAUUUGGUGGGUCAUGAUCUUUAUAAAUUCAUUGUUGCUAAAAGUAAGGCACUUCCAUCCAUAAAUGGUAAUCCAGUCGCUUUUAAAGAUCCAAAAUGCGCGAAAAAAGUAUGCAAAGAGGGUGAUCAUUUUGUUAUCAGUCUCACUGAUAUUGUUACCGAUACGAAAAAGUAUGGUGAUUACUUUUUAAAUACCGGAGACAUUUUCGAGAAGCCCAGCGAAGAAUUGAUCGGUAUACAUUGAAUCCAAAUGGAAUUAAACUUUUUUGUUUUUUAAUUAAAUAAACAAGAAAAAAUCAUGGAAAGUCAUUGGAAUCAACCAAAUUUUAUUGAAAAAA
This is a messenger RNA of Contarinia nasturtii (swede midge), 1104 nucleotides long. RefSeq lists its product as uncharacterized. The record is from RefSeq and is a predicted model, not a curated record. The transcript has 6 exons. Gene Ontology annotation, molecular function: lipase activity. Bases 36 to 1010 code for a protein of 324 amino acids. NCBI's taxonomy places the organism in Eukaryota, Metazoa, Arthropoda, Insecta, Diptera, Cecidomyiidae.